AUGACACUCGGAGCUCUGGUGUUCUUCGCUGCUGUAUUGGCUGUGAUUUGCGAUGCCAGGAGUUUGAAUGAAACGCUGUUCAGAUCGUCCGCAAUGGAGAUCAAUGUGAUCAAUGCUAGCGAGUGGCAGACCGGAAGGGGAACUUGGUAUGGUCCUCCCCUUGCGGGUGCCUGUGGGUAUGGCGAACUUGAGGGGACUCCUUACGAUUCCAAUAUCGUCGCCAUAGGAAGCGAGAGCUUUAACGAUGGCCUUGGUUGUGGAGCUUGCUUCGAGGUAAGGUGUGUCAAUGACACGAAUUGCCGAGAGGAGCCCACGACUGUGGUGGUGGUGACUGACGAAUGCCCAGAGUGUCCCGCGGACCAGCUAGACUUCAGCGGCACAGCGUUUGAGAGCCUCGCAAUAGAAGGUCAAGCCAACAUCACCUUCGAAGUUGUGCCCGGAUCAAACGAGUUUUGGAUCGCGUUCUUGGUGAAGUAUGUGCCAGGAUACGGGGCGCUUCAAAGCGUGGAAGUCCAGAGCAGUGGAAGCAACACUUGGGAGAACGCCGCUCACCUGUGGGGAGCGGUGUGGCAAAUCGAUGGCCCUUUGACAACUCCAACUUCGGUGAGGGUGACGACCGUGGGUGGCGAAGUUGCCACUUGUGUUCUAACCGGGAUCACGAGCUGGUCGCCUGGAGAAACUUCUACUUGUGGUGAAAGUUGA
Messenger RNA from Selaginella moellendorffii, 702 nucleotides. Its product is annotated as putative expansin-B2. Gene Ontology annotation, cellular component: extracellular region. The transcript is spliced from 4 exons. The record is from RefSeq and is a predicted model, not a curated record. NCBI's taxonomy places the organism in Eukaryota, Viridiplantae, Streptophyta, Lycopodiopsida, Selaginellales, Selaginellaceae. Bases 1 to 702 code for a protein of 233 amino acids.